Messenger RNA from Girardinichthys multiradiatus, 2645 nucleotides. It is a transcript of the gene kcmf1, whose product is annotated as potassium channel modulatory factor 1. Gene Ontology annotation, cellular component: plasma membrane. Lineage: Eukaryota; Metazoa; Chordata; Actinopteri; Cyprinodontiformes; Goodeidae. Gene Ontology annotation, molecular function: zinc ion binding. The coding region runs from base 195 to 1364 and encodes 389 amino acids. The transcript has 7 exons. Gene Ontology annotation, biological process: synaptic signaling. The record is from RefSeq and is a predicted model, not a curated record.
CACUUCGCAACGUUCGGCCAUAAAGUGACACUCUGGGACGGGAAGCAGAACAAACUGUAAGCUGCUGGGGAUCCAUCUUGCUCGAAAAAGAGACGAGGUUGGAAGGGUUUACCAGCUAAGAGUCACAAAAACUGUAUCGUUCCUCGCUGAGAGCGCUGGGGAGCCCGAGGAGGGGCUGUGUCGUUAUCUGUAGGAUGUCCCGACAUGAGGGUGUGAGCUGUGAUGCAUGUUUAAAGGGCAACUUUAGAGGAAGGCGAUUCAAGUGUCUAAUUUGCUACGACUACGACCUGUGCGCAUCGUGCUACGAGAGCGGAGCCACUACCACACGACACACCACAGAGCACCCCAUGCAGUGUAUAUUAACCAGAGUAGACUAUGAUUUGUAUUAUGGAGGGGAUACGUUUUCAGUGGAACAGCCUCAGUCGUUCACGUGUCCUUAUUGUGGAAAGAUGGGCUUCACGGAGACAUCCCUACAGGAGCAUGUCACCUCAGAGCAUUCGGAGACGUCCACAGAGGUGAUAUGCCCAAUCUGUGCUGCCUUGCCAGGAGGCGAUCCGAACCACGUGACGGAUGACUUUACGGCUCACCUCACCCUUGAGCACAGAGCGCCAAGAGAUUUAGAUGAGUCCAGCAGUGUACGGCAUGUACGCAGGAUGUUCCACCCAGGAAGAGGACUCGGCGGCCCCAGAGCUCGGCGGACUAAUAUGCACUUUACUAGCGGCUCAACAGGGGGACUUUCAUCCUCCUCAUCACAAAGCUCCACUUACACCCCCAGUAACAGAGAGACAAUGGACCCAAUUGCAGAGUUGUUGUCUCAACUGUCAGGCGUGCGGCGGGCUACGGGCGGGCAGAUAAACUCGUCGGGCCCUUCCGCCUCCCAGCUCCAGCAGCUCCAGAUGCAGCUGCAGCUGGAGCGGCAGCAGGCCCAGGCAGCCCGACAGCAAGUAGAGGCGGGCCGCCACGCAACACGGCGUGGCAACAAUCCCAACAACGCGGGCAACUCUGUCCCUCCACCUAGCUCGUCCACUGCCAACACCAACACUGUGGGGGAAAGCAAUCCCUCUUCCUCCUCGCAAAGCUCCCAGUUUCUAUUAGCACGGUUGAAUGAACCCAAGAUGUCCGAAGCAGAGCGCCAGUUCCUAGAAGGAGAGCGAGCUGACCGCAGCUUGUUUGUCCAGGAGCUGCUUCUGUCCACGCUAAUGCACGAGGAGAGCUCCUCCUCCGACGAGGAUGAGCGCCGAGACUUCGCCGACUUCGGAGCCAUGGGCUGCGUGGACAUCAUGCCUUUAGACGUGGCUCUGGAGAACCUGCAGCUCAGAGAGAGCAGCUCUUCGGGGAGGGAGCCUCCGCCGCCUCCUCUUUGAUGUCCGGGCAUCAAACAGACUGUGUCCUCUGUGCUGCAAUUGUCAGUGAAGGGACAUCAGACAGCCGCGGUCCUCCCUGGCCCCGCCCUUCUCUUUCUCUUUCUCUCUCACUCUAUCUCUCUCCUCUCUGUCUUCUCAGUUUGUUUUUGGUGAUUGUAAUUCAAGGCCCGUCACCGUAACUUGUUACAUUGUAAACAAAACGUAAAGAGAUCAAUUGGAAUAAAAUGUUCAUAUGGGGAAGGAAGCAAGAGAAGAGCUUUAUAUAAAUAUAUAUAUAUAUAUAUAAAAUAUAUAUGAAGUUGAUAAUCAAUUCACUUAACUUUUCUUUUAUCAGGUAAGUGUUGCAGGCAGCUUUGCUUCCUGUGACAUAAAAAGGGCCCUCCUUAUAAAUACUCCACAUUCAGAAGUCAAACGAACACAAGCCCCUCUAAUGAAGCAACACAAGCCCCUCUAAUGAAGCUGCUGUGUGUGUUAAUGAUCAUUAAUAAAUAAAACAUGUUUGAAUGGGUUACCAUAACUUACCGCAUGCAGUUAUUUGCAGCGUGCAUGACCUUUAAUGACCCAGUCAUUGAAAUUUUGUAGUUUUUAUUAUUUGUUUUCUUUAAAGAUAUCCCAAAGCUUUUAUCUCUUUCAAAUGGUUACAUCAAAUAUAGCUUAAGUGUUGAAAAUUUAGUAGCAUAUAAACUGACAUGCAGACAUCAGACUCUUUAACGGUAUGUCUUGUUAGGUUUUUCAUUGAGUUUUUAAAAUGAAGAGAAACAACUGGAAUCUGAAGAAAACGCUGCGAUUUGAGAAUCCUGUUUGACUUCUCUGUAUUACAGCUGCAGACACGAAAGCUAAGAAUGUAAGAAAAGAGCUUUGCCUCUAGAUGCUAAUCUUUAGUUUGAAGAUUUUAAAGCACAGUCUAGUUUUUAAUUUAUAAACAAAUCGAUCCGGUGCUCCUCCACACUCUGCUCGUGUCGGACCACGUGCUUUCAAAGGCUUGACUCACUGGAGCUUAAUUUGUUUGGUUUUUCCUUCCCCCUCUAACUUUAAAACUCUUUUUCUGUUAAAGCUAGCACUUUCUAUUUAUUUAUACCUGUUUUAUGAUUUGUUUGAGCCUUGACAUGGUUCAUGCCACCUUCAUGCCUCUACUUUUACCCUCUGUGUAAAGAAAUGUACAUGGAUUGUUUUUGCGUUAACUUUCAUAAUGAUUCUAUGACAUGAGCAGACUUUUUUUAAAUGUAAAUUUAGAUUACAAUAAAUAUGGCACACAUCUUUUGAUGGAAGUGAAAACCUCCA